AUGGAUGACAACCAUACCCGUGCACUCAUGCAGCGAAUACAUGAGACACAACAGGAUCUGGCUGGCAGGAAAGUCAGUGACACACACCACACAAUCCUAGAAGGUAUCCCUGAGUCGUUCUUCGACUAUCCAAGCGCUGAGGUUGAAAUGUCUCAUCGCUUCUACUUCGCUGGUAGAGUCGACCGAUGCCUUGACAGCGGUGUGGACUGGAAUGAGACUUGGGACCAACAGCUUCAUCCUACCUCUAAGGUUUUCGAGGCUUGUGAAAACACUUAUCACUUGAUGAGCAAUCUGUCCGCGAACUGGUAUGUGCCUGCUGGAGAAAUUCGAGGCUUAGUUCCUGAGUUGCUCGUGCCUUCUCAAGAGCUCCUGACUCGGCUGCUUUGCGAGAAUCUUGCCGCGCCUUCCUUUUUACUGAUGAUAUCGGACGACAUCCACCACUCUGACGUGGAACCAGAGCAAAAUCUCGAGGAAAUUCAUCCUCCAAACAAACCUGCUGCAUCCUAA
Molecule: messenger RNA, 507 nt
Organism: Aureobasidium namibiae CBS 147.97
Lineage: Eukaryota; Fungi; Ascomycota; Dothideomycetes; Dothideales; Saccotheciaceae
Exons: 1
Coding region: 1-507 (168 amino acids)
Source: RefSeq, a predicted model, not a curated record